CAUAUCUCGACAACCCCACUACUCACCGCAGCGCAUAGUCUCUACAAGCUGGUUACAGGCUACCUGGCGAUGUAGUCUUAAUGUCUAAACCAACCAAGUCCUUCUUUGACCAAGAACAGAAGCCCAAUGUCCGUAUAUGGGUUUUCAGACUGUAUCGUGUCGUUGGCUAAUGGCUAUAACAGCAUCGAUAUUCUAAUUGGAAGCGGAGCAGCACUUUCCAUGCUCCGACAUGCAUAGAGACGAGGCCUACCCGAGACUUCAUGACUGGACCACCCAUACCGCCGAGCAAGCGCACGAAGUCGAAGCUCAAGGCAUUCCAAUUCAUCGAUGGGGCUCCUCCAGCCGAGGAAGAGAAAGAGAACCAAUGUGGAACACCAGACAAGCAGCGACAGAGAUCCUGCGAGACGCUGCACAACGACAAAUUACAUGAGAAUGUAUCCAUGACUGUGUCGCCACUCGCGCCACCACCUUCAACACCAGCAACUCGACUUCCACUUGCACUUCUGGUCGGCAAUUCGGACGAUUAUUUGAGGAAGGGACCAAUAGAUGACUCCCCAGAGGAUCUUGUCUACUGGCAUCACAAUGUCUCACCUCGAAGCUCUAUGGCUAAUGUCAUCACGCCAGCACAACUUCGUGGAAAGAAGCGAGCACGCAGCUCUUCGCCGGUCACAUCUUCACAACAAGACAAGUCGGGCUUUCUCUGCGAUAGAGACCCAUUGAAACCGAUACCCAUACAUGCCACUCUGACCACACCCCAAGCUGAUCCAGCGGCGGAUCUUUGGAACAAAUACUCGCUCAACGGAGAAGGCUCUCUUAAAACGCCUGCAUCGAAGAUUGAUACUAUAUUUUCACACCUUAUCAAUGAGUCUUCUCCGCGGUCCAGCGCAACUGCAGGCAGCGUAGGUGGGUUGCGGCGAUGGGCAAGCUGUGGUGUUGCUUGGCCCACAUCCAAAAGUAAAAGGAGAAGGCUUGCGGGCACCUUUCGAAGUAGCAAGGGCGAUAGUGUUGUUGAAAAUGAGAGUGGAAUGAAUGAGAGCAAGCCAGUCACCACGAAGGCAGAGAGACUCUUGGAAAGAAUCCAAGAGACUUUGGCCGAUGACAAGCGACGGAAGGUAUCAGCGCUACCAUCGAGUUCCUCUCCUUCCGCGAAUACGUAUCGCACUGUGGAGAAAGACGUUGAGUCUCCAUUACAACGUAAGAGGAGGAGCCAGCGGCCCCCAUCCCAGGAACAUGUUGUCAAGCGAUCUCCUCUUAGGUUGAGUCCAGCAGUGGAAAAAGCUGUGAGUUCCAGCUCGUCAGACUAUGGUGACGACGACAUAGACCUCGAUGUUGUCGCAGCCAUGAAUGAUCCACUUGCUCGACUAGCUGCAAAAGAGCCCGCUGGUAGGACGUCCGAAAUUAGGACAUCACAACCCCUUGACACUUGCGCUGUGUCAUCUUUGCAUGCACCACCACAACCUACGAAUGAUGUCUUUAGCAGCGAUGACGAGUUUGGCGAUGAAGAUCUGUUCAAUGAUGAAGCUGAUGCCCUAGCGGCAGCGUGCGACAGUGCAGGUCCACCGCCAGCUGCAGGUCCUCCUAGACUUGCAUCGAAGCCAGCGCACGUAUUUCAGAGCCAGCGGUCUGUAUCUGCGACUAAAGAUUCCCUAGCUAAAUAUGAUGCGUCUGAUGACGAAUUCGGUGGCGACGAUAUUGACGAUGAUCAUUUCGUAGCAGCCGUCAAUAUUGCAACUCAACAAGGCAAGGUCUUGGGCGGCACGCAGGCGUCUGUACGUAUUUGGUCAUGAUCUAUGGAUAUGUCAUAUGCUGAGUCUAUGAAGGUUAGAACGACCUCUAAGAUCAUAGAUCCACUACUAGUCAUCGAAAUUCAAGAGACCUUCUAUGUCAAUGCAAGAAACCAGCAUGUACCUCAAAAGGUCUACUU
This is a messenger RNA of Pseudovirgaria hyperparasitica, 1924 nucleotides long. RefSeq lists its product as uncharacterized. The record is from RefSeq and is a predicted model, not a curated record. The transcript has a single exon. The coding region runs from base 261 to 1787 and encodes 508 amino acids. Lineage: Eukaryota; Fungi; Ascomycota; Dothideomycetes; Acrospermales; Acrospermaceae.